Molecule: messenger RNA, 1595 nt
Organism: Aplosporella prunicola CBS 121167
Lineage: Eukaryota; Fungi; Ascomycota; Dothideomycetes; Botryosphaeriales; Aplosporellaceae
Exons: 5
Coding region: 146-1402 (418 amino acids)
Molecular function (GO): FAD binding; D-amino-acid oxidase activity
Source: RefSeq, a predicted model, not a curated record
CUCAUCUGCAAAUUGUCAUCUGAUGUAUGCAUUGAGCCACGUAUAAAGCUUUGAAGCCAUCGAAACAAUUGCUGUUGUUUCUUCUCAUCAGAUAUUGGUAAUUCAUACUACUACUCACCCUACUGCGACCCGUACAAUUCCCGCAAUGUCAGCCGCGCCGAAGGGAAAGCAUAUCGUUGUUGUUGGGGCCGGCGUCAUCGGACUGCAGACGGCUAUAUCGUUGCUCGAAGCCGGCUACGACGUCACGGUUAUCGCGAAGCAUAUUCCUGGAGACCUGGAUAUCGAGUAUACAUCUCCGUGGGCCGGAGCGCAAUGGCGCACCCACGCCGGCAAAAAUGACAUAGAAGCCCAAGAGUGGGACAUGGCGAGCUACAACACCUGGCUCAACAUGCUCGAGGAAGAAGGCACAGACGUGUCGCACAAAACCGGGCUCGCAAAACUCGAGGCUGUGGAAUACACCUGGACGCCUCCCACAACCCCACCUCCCCUCCCCUGGUACGCGCCCCACGUGCGCAACUUCCGCUCCCUCUACACUCCUCCCACAAACACCAACCCCUCCUCGACCUCGACCCCUCCCACACCAACACCAACACCAACACACGCCUACACCUCCCUAACCCUCGACCCAACCCUCUACCUCCCGCACCUCCUCGACCGCCUCACCGUCCUAAACGGGCGCCUAAUCCGCGCCACGCUCCCCUCACCCCUCCCCGCCGCCCUGCGCGCAAUCCCUCUCAUCCUCGCCCAAAACCCCCGCACCAAUCCCCCCAGCGCAACGAUCCUCUGCCCGGGCCUGUCGGCCCUAACCCUCCUCCCAGACCCCCGCGUCCACCCCAUCCGCGGCCAAACAAUCACAGUCCAAGGCCUCCCCCAACUCGCUCAAAUGCGCGCGAUCCCCUACCUCUCGCCCAGCGACGCGACGCCCACGUACGCGAUCCCCCGGCCCGCGAGCAACGUGACCGUUCUAGGUGGGACGAGGGGCGAGGUGGGGGACUGGCGCGCACGGCCGGAUAAGGGGGUGAGGGAGGGGAUUUUGAGACGGUGUCGGGGGCUGGUGCCGGAGUUGCUUGUGGGUCUGGAGGGUGCGGCGGGUGGGACUAAGGAGGGGGAAGGGGGGUUCGAGGUCCUGGGCGAGGGCGUGGGACUCAGGCCGGGGAGGACGGGCGGGCCGAGGGUCGAGCUCGAGCCCGUUGUGUGUAAUGGGGGUGGAGACGGAGGAGAUGGGCCGCGCGAGUGGGUCGUAGGUUAUGCGUAUGGGCAUGCGGGCGCUGGGUACCAGAACUCGAUUGGGACGGCGAGGAAGAUGGUGCGGUUGCUUGGGGUGUGGUUUGAGGCCGAGGAGGCUGAGAAGGCGAGGAAGGCGAAGGAGGAGAAGGAGAAGGAGGGGAAGGCGAAGUUGUGAGUUAGUGAAUGACUGACUGACUGAGUGGGUGAGUGAGAGGAGACUUGGUGGUGGCUUUUGUUUGAAAGAAAGAGUUAUGAGCUAUAGAGAGGAAUUAUUUUUCAACCAGAUAUACAUACAUGCACCAACAACCCCCCAUAAACACACACCCUCGCCCUACAAAUAAUCCCCCCUCAUCUCCAGUAAUACCGCC